Messenger RNA from Spirometra erinaceieuropaei, 1132 nucleotides. Lineage: Eukaryota; Metazoa; Platyhelminthes; Cestoda; Diphyllobothriidea; Diphyllobothriidae. The record is from the annotation of a GenBank genome assembly.
AUGGUCAAAACAAUCAAAAUCGAAACAACAACAAUACCGCUCACCUCCUCAUUAUACCUCUUCUACCUCUUCCUCUGCCUAUUCUUCUGCCUACGCUUCUCCUUCGCCAUCUUCUUCUCCAUUUCCUUCCCGUCGCCGCACUCGUUGUCACCAGACUGGCAGGGUGAGUCCGCUCACUCUGGCUGCCUGGAAUGUUCGUUACCUUUUAGACAAUCCGAGGAGCAACCGACCGGAACGAAGGACGGCGCUAGUGGCACGGGAACUGGCGCGCUACAAGGUGGACAUCGCCGCACUCAGCGAGACCCGAUUCUCCGAACAAGGCCAGCUGGAGGAGGUGGGUGCCGGCUACACCUUCUUUUGGAGCGGUCGACCCAGGGCAGAGCGAUGGGACGCGGGUGUCGCCUUCGCCAUUCGGAACGACAUCGUGGGACGACUGCCCUGUUUGCCGCAGGGCAUCAACGAUCGCCUGAUGAGCCUCCGCCUGCCUCUCCGAAGUGGGGGCAAAUUCGCCACCAUCAUCAGCACCUACGCUCCGACGAUGACCAACCCCGACGCCGUCAGAGACAAAUUCUACGAGGACCUGCACGCCCUCUUGGCGACUGGUUCGAAGGCGGACAAGUUGAUUGUCCUUGGUGACUUCAACGCCCGUGUCGGCACAGACCGUACUGCCUGGAGAUGGGUGCUGGGUCCCCACGGUCUCCGCGGCUCAAACGACAAUGGUCUGUUGCUUCUCCGCACCUGCGCAGAACACCGCCUCAUCCUGAUGAACACGUUCUUCUGUCUGCCGGAGCGAGAGAAGGCCACCUGGAUGCAUCCUCGGUCGCGCCAGUGGCACCUGCUGGACUAUGUCCUCGUCCGGAGGCGAGAUCAGCGGGACGUGCUGGUGACGAAGGCGAUCGCGGGUGCUGACGGGUGGACCGACCAUCGCCUCGUCAUCUCGAAGAUGCGUAUUCGCCUACAGCCUCGCAGGAGACCACAAGGUAAGCGACCCCCGGGUAAGCUGAAUGUUGCCUUUUUGUCCUUGCCCGCUCACCAUCUUCAUUUAAGCAAUGAGCUAGCUCAAAGGCUAGACUACCUUCCUAUCGCUGCCGACGCCGCCGCUGCCGAGAACGCCUCCGUGGAGAACUGCUAA